This is a messenger RNA of Podospora bellae-mahoneyi, 300 nucleotides long. RefSeq lists its product as uncharacterized. The record is from RefSeq and is a predicted model, not a curated record. The transcript has a single exon. Lineage: Eukaryota; Fungi; Ascomycota; Sordariomycetes; Sordariales; Podosporaceae. The coding region runs from base 1 to 300 and encodes 99 amino acids.
AUGACGUGGGUGUUGUUGGUGAGGUUUCUUGGUGGGAAGGAAGAGAAACCCCGUAGGCCGAGUAGUAGGGAGGAGUUGGUGAAAACGCUGAUUGUGUUAAAGGGGCCGCAUUUUAUGCUUUGUUCUGUGAUUUUGAGGAGGGGGAGGGUGUACUGGCAUUUGAUACAGGACAAUGGCACCAAGAGGCCGACAAGCUUUGGGAGUGAUCCUAACAAUCUACCCAAGCCCUUGUAUGUGGAUGAUGUUUUUGGUGUGGAGGACGGGGAGUUGGAAAAGUGUCGGCAUGUUUGUUGGGAGUGA